Messenger RNA from Malania oleifera, 4519 nucleotides. RefSeq names its product kinesin-like protein KIN-4C. Bases 414 to 4241 code for a protein of 1275 amino acids. The transcript is spliced from 27 exons. Lineage: Eukaryota; Viridiplantae; Streptophyta; Magnoliopsida; Santalales; Ximeniaceae. The record is from RefSeq and is a predicted model, not a curated record. Gene Ontology annotation, biological process: microtubule-based movement; mitotic spindle organization. Gene Ontology annotation, molecular function: microtubule binding; microtubule motor activity; ATP binding.
UCUCACGUGACUUUCUCAUUUUGAAUUCGACCGAGCGCCAUUUUCUUUAAUUCAAUUUUGAUCUCCACUUGAAAAGCAAAAAGCCCUCUCUCUUCGUGUAGCCGUUCUCUCAUCCCCAAGAAGAUCUGCUUCACUGCCUCCAUCUCUUUCAGAAAUUCGCGAAUCACUCUUAUCCUUUCCUCAUACCCUUCAGAUCGAUUCUUCUUCAGCUCACCGUUCCCAAAAACCUUCAUUUGUUUCUGUUUUCUGUGCGUGCGAUUGUUCUUCCCGAUCUGCGAUUCAUUUGUUAAACGAUUUGUUUUAUGCUGCUGAUGAUUGAUUGUUUGCGAUUCCUGCUGCGUGAACCCUAAUUUAGCGAUCAAUAUUGCUUUUCUGGAUUGCGCUAGGGUUUGGCGGAUCUGGUUUGAGAGGAGAUGGAGGCUUCAGAUGCGAAGACAAUUCCCCACGAGAAGGAUUCUUCUCAAUGUGUGAGAGUUGCUGUCAACAUCAGGCCUCUUAUUACUCCGGAGCUUCUCAUUGGAUGUACAGACUGCAUCACCGUUGUUCCGGGAGAGCCACAGGUACAAAUUGGAUCGCAUGCAUUCACGUUUGACUAUGUUUAUGGCAGCGGUGGCCUGCCAUAUUCUGCAAUAUUUAUCGAUUGCGUUGCUCCACUUGUUGAUGCACUCUUCCAUGGCUACAAUGCCACUGUUCUUGCAUAUGGCCAGACGGGUUCUGGAAAAACAUACACAAUGGGAACCAACUAUACUGGAAAUGAUAGUGAGGGUGGAAUUAUACCUAAGGUGCUGGAAACAAUAUUUUCAAGGGUGGAAGCAAUGAAAGAUUCUUCGGAGUUUCUUAUUAGAGUGUCUUUUAUUGAGAUAUUUAAGGAAGAAGUAUUUGACCUGCUUGAUCCAAAUUCAUCAACUCUAUGCAAAAAUGAGGGGGUAUCUCAAGCAAAGUUAGCUGCACCUGCAAGAGUUCCUAUACAAAUCAGAGAAACAGUGAACGGGGGGAUAACACUUGCUGGAGUGACAGAAGCAGAAGUCAGGACAAAAGAAGAGAUGGCAUCAUAUUUGUCACGUGGUUCUCUAUCUCGUGCCACUGGAAGCACUAAUAUGAAUAGUCAGUCAAGUCGUUCUCAUGCCAUAUUUACAAUAUCAAUGGAGCAAAAAAGAACUGUCCAAUGUCAAGCUGGAGUUACAAAUGAUGACACUGGUGAUGAUAUAUUAAGUGCAAAACUUCAUUUGGUGGACCUUGCUGGUUCUGAAAGAGCAAAGCGAACAGGAGCAGAUGGGAUGCGUCUUAAAGAAGGAAUUCAUAUAAAUAAGGGAUUGCUGGCCCUUGGCAAUGUAAUUAGUGCCUUGGGUGAUGAGAAGAAGCGGAAAGAAGGAGGUCAUGUUCCAUAUCGUGACAGCAAGUUAACAAGAUUGUUACAGGACUCUCUUGGAGGAAACAGCAAAACUGUUAUGAUUGCUUGUGUGAGUCCUGCUGACUCAAAUGCUGAGGAGACCCUUAACACUCUGAAGUAUGCAAAUCGUGCUCGCAACAUUCAGAACAAAGCAGUUAUCAAUCGUGAUCCAAUGGCUGCUCAAAUGCAAAGAAUGCGGAGCCAAAUUGAGCAGUUGCAAGCUGAGCUUCUUUAUUUCCGUGGUGAUGCAAAUGCACCAUUAGAAGAACUUCAGAUUCUCAAGCGAAAAAUUUCUCUACUAGAGGCAAGCAAUGCAGAGCUGCAACGGGAGCUUAAAGAACGUCAUAUCAGUUGUGAGCAUUUAGAGCAACGUGCUAUUGAUGCUCAGGUUGAAAAAGACAAACUGAUUAUGAAACUGGAAUCGGCUCGAAAUGGUAAAUCUUGGGAUGAAAUAGACUCUAACUCAAAUCAGGAUUUUGAUUUUAUGAGAAGUUAUGUGGCAAAAAUUCAAGAACUGGAAGGGGAAUUGUUACGGCUUCAAAAUGUGAACAUUUCAAAACCCAGUGGUUUUGAUGAUUUCCUUGAUUUGGAUGAUGAUGGGCCCCACUUAAAAAAUGUACAUAUGACAAGCCCUCAAGACUUUCCGUAUGUUUAUGAUACAAAACCAGGGGACCUUUCAGGUGAUAUGGAAGAGGAUGAGAAAGAGCAAGAACAUUCGUCUAUUCAAGAAAAAUUGGAUAGAGAAUUGAAAGAACUGGACAAAAAACUUGAACAGAAGGAGGCUGAGAUGAAGCAAUUUACAAAUGUCAACACUUCAAUUCUCAAACAACAUUAUGAGAAGAAAGUUCUGGAGUUAGAACACGAAAAGAGAGCUUUGCAGAAAGAGAUUGAGGAAUUGAGAUACAACCUGGCAAAUAUUUCAUCAACCUCUGAUGAUGGUGCUCAAAGGCUUAAGGAAGAGUAUCUUCAAAAGUUGAAUUUUCUUGAAGCACAGGUUUCAGAACUGAAGAAGAAACAGGAGGCACAAUCUCAAAUUUUGAGACAGAAGCAAAAGAGCGACGAUGCAGCAAAGCGGUUACAAGAUGAGAUUCAGAGAAUAAAGUCCCAUAAGGUUCAACUGCAACAUAAAAUCAAGCAAGAGUCUGAGCAAUUCAGGUUAUGGAAGGCAUCACGGGAAAAAGAGGUUUUACAGCUUAAGAAAGAGGGUAGAAGGAAUGAGUAUGAAAUGCAUAAGCUAUUAGCUUUAAACCAGAGACAAAAGAUGGUUUUGCAACGAAAAACAGAAGAAGCUGCUAUGGCCACAAAAAGACUGAAAGAACUAUUGGAAUCUCGAAAGGCUUCAUCACGUGAAACAUAUGGUGCUGGAAAUGGUCCUGGAAUUCAGGCACUGAUGCAGGCUAUUGAGCAUGAGCUUGAAGUCAUACUACGGGUACAUGAAGUUCGUUCUGAAUACGAGCAUCAAAUGGAGCAGAGGUCUAGAAUGGCCAAGGAGGUUGCAAAGCUAAAGGAAGAAGCAGAGAUGAAGCAGAAAAAUUUAAGUUGUCCUGAGACAAUGUCUCCUGGUGCUAGAAAUUCUAGAAUUUUUGCUCUUGAAAACAUGCUUGCUACUUCAUCCAGCACCUUGGUUUCUAUGGCAUCACAGUUGUCAGAAGCAGAAGAGCGUGAAAGGGUUUUUAGCGGGAGGGGACGCUGGAACCAAGUUCGUUCUCUUGCUGAAGCAAAAAACGUGAUGAACUAUUUGUUUAACCUGGCAUCGUCCUCUAGGUGCCAAUUACGAGAUAAAGAAGUUGACUGCAGAGAGAAAGAUUCACAAUUACGAGAGCUGAAGGAAAAAGUAGUCAAACUCAGUUGUUUGGUUAGACAACUUGAAAUGCAAAAGCAAGAACUUCUUCAUCGGGAAAAGUCACUGAAUUUCACUUCCAAGGAAGGACAUGUAUAUGAUUUGCGCAAGGGGCCACGGAACUCCAUUAUAAUUGGUGGGAGAAAUUUUGAAUCUGUGGAGGACAUGGACACAUCUGAAUCAGAGCAUUCUGAUGAUGACGAGUGGGUGGCAUCAGAGACUGAGACUGCGACUAAGAAAAUACCUACCAAGAAAAAGAAUUUUAAAAAUGGAAGUGGUUCAGAAAGUUCAAGGACAGAAACUUCAAGUGAAGGAAGCAGUGCUAUGACGGGGACAAAUGAUUCAGGAAUCUGCUGCACAUGUAGUAGAAGCAGUUUGUGCAAAACAAUGAGAUGUAAAUGCCGAGCUAAUCAAGGCACUUGUGGGACAUCAUGUGGAUGUCUACUUACAAAAUGUACCAAUAGAGAUGUUACUCUGGUUAAGGAAGAGUUGGGUGACUUGUCAGAGACCCCUGAAGGCAUUGGGAAUUGCUCUGGCACCGAUGAAGCUGAAAAGAGCCAUGUUCUUGCUUCUCAAGGUGCAAUGCUACUUCAGAGUGCAUUUGUUGAGAAGCCAGAUGAGGCCAGUGAUGACUGCAGACCUCAAAGAAAGCCUUUAUCUGACAUUGGGAACACACAGGCCAUCAAAUCAAAUGCACCAAAGCCUAGUCAGAGGAAAAAAUGGAAGAGGAAAUCAGUUAUACAGCUUGUUCCAGUAGCCCCACCUACAGCACAGCCAGAAACCACUGAAGUCCCGAGAAAUGUAGAAGACAAUGCAAUUGAAGCUGACCUCCCUUUGAAGUUGCCAAGGGCAAUGCGAAAUGUGGCCUCGAAUAGCAACACACUCAGAGAAAAGAAUUCUGAUAAGUCACAUGAAUCUGUUCCUCAUAAGGAGGCUGGUGGUGUUCUUGCUCCUAGAAGCCCUUCCCGGCUGGGAAGAAUGCUGGACGAGAAAGAGAAUAACCUCCUUUAAUUUCAAAGUUAAUUCUUUUGUUCCUCCUAAUGGGUGAAACGCAUAGCAACAGUUUGGGAUGUCUUGCUGCCCAUCACCUUGAAAUGGAUUCUUUUGGGUGAUCUUUAGAAAGAGUGCUGGGUGUCCAUGUGAUAGAUAUUGUCAGAGGAUUGAUCAAUCCUCUUCAGAUUUUAUUUGUUUAUAUUGACUUAUUGUGAGCAGGGGUGUCUACUGUAAUUAACUGAAUGGCAUUUAACUCUGUCGGCAAGAAAGAACUUAUUCAAUUGGCCAUUCAAGCA